This is a messenger RNA of Microsporum canis CBS 113480, 1755 nucleotides long. RefSeq names its product monooxygenase. The record is from RefSeq and is a predicted model, not a curated record. Gene Ontology annotation, molecular function: N,N-dimethylaniline monooxygenase activity; NADP binding; flavin adenine dinucleotide binding. The transcript has 4 exons. Bases 1 to 1755 code for a protein of 584 amino acids. Lineage: Eukaryota; Fungi; Ascomycota; Eurotiomycetes; Onygenales; Arthrodermataceae.
AUGAGUUUCCCGGACGGUCCACUUCACGGUCUUUCUGGGGAGACCAAGUUGAUUUCGGGGAAUGCGCAGAGGAAGAAGCAGACGAGUCGAUGUGUCGGCCGAGCGAGCGUAUAUAAGACUGAUGUCGAUGAGAUUGCUGGUCGUCGUCGAUUAGCCAUUUGCAGGAUAAAGGCCGAGAUGGCUUCAAAGGCGCAGUGGCAGUCGCCCGUUGGCAACCAGAGCUUUACGGAUGCUGGAAUCGUGAUUAUCGGCGGUGGUAUAUCUGGGAUAUGUAUGGCCAUUGGCUUGCUCAAGAACAACAUCCGCAACUUCGUGAUACUAGAGAAGAGCGCCGGCUUGGGUGGGACAUGGAGAGACAACAAAUAUAUACGCUUCAGCUCAGUGGUGGAGCAAUGCCGUUGGAACGAAGAUGAGAAGAAGUGGAAGACAACGGUGCACGUUGAAGGCACUAAAGACUCCGAGUUUGGGGAACGAUAUACCCUCUCAUCCGACUUUCUCUUGUCCGCCGUAGGUCAGCUAAACUAUCCGCACUACCCUUCAAUCCCUGGUAUCGACGCCUUCAAUGGCAAGAUCAUGCACUCGGCCAGAUGGGACUGGAGUUAUAGCAUCAAAGGCAAGAAGGUUGGUAUCAUCGGAAAUGGUGCUACGGCCGCCCAAAUUAUACCAGAAAUUGCGCCAGAGGUAUCACACCUCACUGUCUUCCAGCGAACACCUAACUGGGUUGCGCCUCGUUAUGAUAUGUCGAUACCACUUCCGGCAAGAGUGAUAUUUAGAUACAUCCCAGGUGUCUUGGCCAAAUUUCGCGCGAUAAUAAUGGAUUUCCGCGAAAGCUUCUUCGCCUCACUCCUCAAGCCAGGAUCUCAGCCAUCCCACUACCUGAAACGUGUCUGCCUAGGCAUUAUGAAACGGCAACUCGCAAACAAGCCAGAGCUUUGGGAGAAGUUAACCCCAAACUACCCUCUAGGCUGCAAACGUAUCAUCACUAGUGAUGACUACUACCCUGCCCUGGCCCGGGACAAUGUGGACCUCGAAACAGGCCAUAUUGAUCGCAUAUCCGAAGCUGGGAUCGUAGUAGAUGGUGCCGAGCAACAGUUCGACCUGAUAAUACUCGCCACUGGUUUCCGCACUGUCGAAUUUAUGCAUCCUAUCAAGGUCUACGGCGAAAAUGGCCGCUCGCUCACUGAUAUAUGGAAAAACGGUGCACGCGCCUUGUACGGUAUAACCAUUGAGUCUCUACCAAACUUCGCCAUGCUUUACGGACCCAACACAAAUCUAGGUCAUAGCUCAAUUAUCCUCAUGAUCGAAGCGCAGACGCGCUAUAUAAUGGCACUACUGUCUGCCAUCCUUCGUUCCAAGAAGCGUGGGCAGAAUCUCACGAUUACGCCAAGGGCAGAUCGCAUAGAUGAAUUCAAUAACUCGCUGCAGAAGGACCUGGCCACCACUGCUUUUGCCCAUCAAAGCUGCACUAGCUGGUAUAAGAAUGAAGAAGGCUUGAUUACCAACAACUGGUCCGGCAAUGUACUGGAGUACCAAAAGCUCCUAUCAAGAGUGAAUUGGGCUGAUUUCAGUAUGACUGGAGAUGACUCUGUAAAGGGGAAAUCUACUACUCGCAUUGGCCGUAUCCGCGAAGAGUCUCUGAUUGGACUUCGGGCUAUGUUGUCUAUUGCGGCUAUUGGGGCUGCCGUUAUAUAUAGUGUGGCCUGGGGGUCUCACGAUUUCUUUCCCCAACUACUUAAAUCGAUUUACCGUUCUUGA